Molecule: messenger RNA, 4074 nt
Organism: Lytechinus variegatus (green sea urchin)
Lineage: Eukaryota; Metazoa; Echinodermata; Echinoidea; Temnopleuroida; Toxopneustidae
Product: A disintegrin and metalloproteinase with thrombospondin motifs 4-like
Exons: 19
Coding region: 60-2576 (838 amino acids)
Biological process (GO): proteolysis; extracellular matrix organization
Cellular component (GO): extracellular matrix
Molecular function (GO): metalloendopeptidase activity
Source: RefSeq, a predicted model, not a curated record
AAGAAAAAAGGCAUUUAAACAAGCGGUCUUUACCAGUGAGUGAUAGGAAAUACAUUGAGAUGAUGAUUGUUAGCGAUUCAACAAUGUUUGAUUACCAUGGCAACGAGAUGGAGAAUUACCUGAAGACUGUCAUGUCCAUUGCAGCAUCAACAUUUCGCAGCCCUUCAAUUUCAGUGAAUAUUUCUCUGCAUGUUGUACGCUGUUUGGUGCUAGAGGCAAAAGAGGUAGAUCCGGUGAUCGUGCCCGAUGCCCAGUCAUCACUAGGUAACUUCUGUGACUGGCAGAGACGUGUGUAUCCUGAAGACAUACACGAUCCUCAACAUUUUGAUAUAGCCACUCUGAUAACGAGGCAUGACUUGUCAAGAAAAGACCUCAUCACAGGGUCCUCUAUACGUGGUGUCCUCGGGCUAGCCAAUAUUGCGUCUGCUUGCGUCAAGUCAAGACGCUGCGCCAUUGUAGAGGAUAAUGGACUGGCAACGGGUCUGACAGUGGCACAUGAAAUAGGGCAUGUUCUGGGUAUGGAACACGAUGGUGCCGGAAAUCGCUGCCUGACCUCGGGUCACAUCAUGGCUUCUGUGACGUCAUCGGGACCCGGUGCUUACACUUGGUCGCGGUGCAGUGUGGGAUAUCUAAAUUCAUUUCUGAGAUCGCCAAUAUCACAUUGUCUUAACGACGAACCGGAUAUGAAUAAGAACCUUUCCCUCUAUCGGGGUUGGCGACCCGGUCAACUCUUUCACCGAAAUGAACAAUGUAGAUUCCUCUAUGCAGACAGCAGUGGGGCGUGUUCACACAGACAGAGUGACUGUGAAAAGCUAUGGUGUCUUAGAAUGAAUAGUGAAAAGCAAAUAUGUAGCACCAAUCGAGCUCCUCCGGCUGACGGCACGGAAUGCGAUGAAGGAAAGUGGUGCAUUGGAGGGGAGUGUGUUUCUUACGGAGCCGAAGGUCCUGAACCAAUACACGGACAGUGGUCCGAAUGGGAGCCGAUGUUCUCCGAUUGCUCCCGAACCUGUGGCGGAGGGAUCCGAAGAAAACGUCGACACUGCAAUAGUCCCACCCCAUCUUUUGGUGGAUCCCACUGCCAGGGUGAAGACAUUCAGAUAGAAGCAUGCAAUGUGUUUGACUGUCCCGGAUAUUCCCAGUACCGGUUUUCAGAAGAACAGUGCGAAUCAAGGAACCGAAUUCCUUACAAGGAUCAACUCACAUCAUGGGUGCCUUAUACGGAUAGAAGUCGAAUAUCUGGGGAUGAUUUCUGCAAGCAUAGCUGUGUGUCUUAUGAUCUCAAGAAAGUAGUCAAGUUUGGUCGCUUCAUAGAUGGUACUCGAUGCGAUGGGGUUCAUCCUAUAGGAGAAUACACGGCAAUGUGUGUUGAUGGAGAAUGCGAGUAUUUUGGAUGUGACCUGGUGAAAGAUUCGAAUCGACGGUUUGAUUCUUGUGGCGUUUGUGAUGGAGAUAACUCAACAUGCGAAUUACAAACUGGAACCAAACGCAUUCUACCAUCUAACGAUUAUACAACUGUUUUAGAGGUCCCGGUUGGUUCGACUUUCAUCAAUAUUACACUCUUGUGUGGAGGUUGUCAUUUGGCCUUGAUGUCACAUGGCCAAUACGUGUUCGGCGGUGAGGGAGAAAGGGGAAAGUCCCGCGCAUACUCGAUGGGCGAUGACGUCAUUUCAUACGUUGGCCGAGAGGUGGAAAGCAUCCAAAUCAGAGGACAUAUACGCUCAAAUUUGACUAUACAAGUUUCGCCAUUUUCAGGCGAUGUGGUAGAAGAUGAUGAUAGAGGUUCGGAGGUGAGAUGGGUUUUCUUCAAACCGAUCAAAGAAAGACCAGUAUAUCGGUGGAAUGUCGUCAGUACACCAUGCAGCAAGACAUGUGGCUUCGGAAUACACACACCUGAAGUAAUCUGCAAGCAACUAGAAUCAAAUGGAAUAAUUGAUAUUAGAUCUGUCGAACCUUACCAUUGCCUGCAUCUCAAGAAACCUGAUCUAAUACCAGAGCCGUGCAACGAGUUCGACUGCCCGUACAGAUUGGAGGUGGGAGAGUGGGGCGACUGUUCAGUGUCUUGCGGUGUCACAGAAGUGAGGGUCCGUCAGGCGUAUUGUGUCCGGGAGAACACGCCUGGAUUGACGGAGAUCCUACCGUAUGAGACGUGUGAUAGCGAGGAUAAGCCGAUGCUUGAAGAACCGUGUAAUGCACCAGUUUGUACUGACGGCGGAAAAGCCUCAUGCAAUGGGACGAUCGUUGCAUCGCAGGGGUCGUUCGCUUCACCCAAUCAUCCCGGUUACUAUCCGACAAGCGUUAACUGCAUGACCCGGAUUCAAGUUAAUCCGGGUUACUGGAUUGAUCUGACUUUCGAAAGCUUUGACUUCGAAUCGUCUCCUGAAUGCAUCUUCGAUUAUGUAGAGGUAUUUGAGGAGAAGGAAGAUGGAUCAUCAACUUCAAUUUCAAAACUUUGUGGAACAAGGAAAUUUAGUUUCUCCAUCGUGGUAAAAUACUCCUCAGCCAUCGUCUUGUUGCACAGUGACAGCAUUGUAACUCGACGAGGUUUUGUUGUCAAUUUUAGUGAGCUUGAUCCUUAAAAACUAAUUCUUGAACUUUAUCAAUAACGAUUUCAAGACUUGAAUAGCACACAAACAUAAUUAGCAACUGAUUUAUUAAUAUUCAUUUUUGACAGCAUUGUAACGCGACGAGGUUUUUGGGCCAAUUUUAAGUGAGCUUGAUCUUUAAAGAUUAAAAAAUCUUUAAAACUUUCAUCAAGAAUUAUUUAAAAAAGGAGGGACAAAAUAGGACACAAGACAAGACUGAUCUAUAUUAAUAUCAUUUAUUUUUUAAAGCAUUGUAAUACCACAGAGCAUAGUUGCCAAUUUCAGUGAGCUUGAUUCUUAAAGAUUAAAUAAUUAUUAAAGGUUUUAUCAAGGGUAAUUCAAAACGAGAGAUGAAACAGAGUACCGAAUUAUGACAUCAUCAAUUUUCCCAUUUUGUAUGUCAGCGUUUUUGAUACCAUAAUUUGGUAGAGUAUGAUGAAAUACAUCCAAUACCAAAAUUUGGUGGAUUCGGUUGAUGGGGGCCAUAGAUAUGACUUCAUAAAUACACAAUUAGCUCCAUUUAAAUCAAUGUAUUAUUGGCCUGGUUUUAAAUGUUUGGAACCAAGCCAAUAAUACAUUAACUUUAAUGGGACUAAUUAUGUACCCAUAAGGUCAUCUCUAAGGCCCCAAUAGACCAAUACCCACCAAAUUUUGGUAGUGUGUGUUUUCAUCAUGCCCUGCAGAGGUAUGGUAUAAAACAUGCUGAAGUGCAAAAUAAAAAUUGUGACGUCAUCACUUCGGUACUCUUUAGGGCACAAAAUAAGACUUUCCACAACUGUUAAUAUUUUUUUUAUUAUUUGACAACACUGUGACGCUCUGAGACAUUGUUACAAGUUGAGUUAUAUCUUUAAGAUUAAAUAAAAAUUUGAAGGCUUGAUUUAGGACAAUCUAAAAGGCGCGAAGCGCAGUUAUAUGUAUACAUGAAUACUUAAACACCCCUUUAUUGUUGAAAAAUGAAAUGAAACCAAUUAAGUUUCUAAGCAUAUUAAUGAUUAUAAAAUAUUCACUAUCAUAACUAUGACAAGUAAUCUUAGCACCUCGAAGAUUUUGGUCCAAUAUGAUAAUCACAAACAAUUAGAAAUAAUCUAUAAUAUAAUGUUAUGCGAAAAUAAAGUAUGAGUACACCUUUUCAAAGUUGUUGUACAACUUCGGUUCUUGAAUGCACUUUCUUGAAUAAUACAGUACACAAUACACACAAUGCUGAUGACAGAAUAACAAGUAUACGAUUCACAAAAAUGUCAUGCUCUAUAAAGAUGUAAAGAUAAACAAUUAAGAUGUUUUACAGCAAAAUAUUAUAUUCUUCGUUUGAUUAUAAGGCAUAAUAAGCAUAAUACUCUGUUAAUAGUAUGUACCCAUCUAAACACCCCUGUGAUAUUUUGAGAGCUUUAAAAAUGGGGAGCAAUAACAAAUAUUUGCGUUUAUCAAUUUUCAUCAAAACUGUUAAAGGUCAAGUCCACUUCAGACAAAUGUUGAUUCAAAUCAAUAAAAAAAA